Molecule: messenger RNA, 495 nt
Organism: Ostertagia ostertagi
Lineage: Eukaryota; Metazoa; Nematoda; Chromadorea; Rhabditida; Trichostrongylidae
Source: the annotation of a GenBank genome assembly
AUGGGUAACGAGCUUCUCUACCAACUCACUACGAAAGAUUCCGAUGUGACUCUGAGGAUUGAGAUGAGGGGCGACAGAACGCCGUCAGCACCCGAACCCAACGCAUUUUGGUGGAAUCACUACACUAAAUUCAAGGUUGGUCCGGAAGCAUCUAACUAUAUGCUCCAAAGCCUUUACAUCGAUUGGAUGCACAUGGAGGGUAAUGCAUCUACGGGAUGGUACGAUAUAACGGCUUGUUUUUCUUCGCGUUGGUGCACCAUUCUCUACCAUCGACAGAAUCAACGACCCAACAUCGAGCUGCGUAACGAAGUACCACAUGGGGUCGGUGAAAAUCUUUACUUGUUCCAAACAGUCAAAAAGUGCAAUCAAGCGUAUACAUGGCGUUCAAACAGUACCAUUGCCAGAGGUAUGUUCUGGAUAAUCAACGGUUUCGACUACAUCAUCCAUCCGCGUGAGACCACCAUGAUGCUCAGGCCAACUCAAAAGCUGAUCUAG